UCGAUUUUUUUGCUUUUCGUUCGGUAUACAGUACUUUUUUGUGCUAUACUUCUAGCAGAGUUAGUUAGUUAUUAUUGUACACAACGGAUACUGGUAUCUUCAUCCACUUUUUUUUUAUAGGAUAUAGGAUUACUGAUGAAUCUGUAAGAUGUAAAUCAGGCACUUUGGAAUUUCUUAGUAUCGAGGGAUUGGUGUUUAUGGAUUUAAAGCAUUUAACCUUAGCUUUGCGACAUUGUGGAAAAAUUCGAGCUUUCAAACAUGGAAAAGCAUUUCACUGUCAUUCAAUAAAACUUGGGUACUCUCAACAUGUAUUCCUGGCGAAUAAUCUCAUUUCAAUGUACACUGAUUUUAAGCUAUUUGAUAGUGCGCGUCAAUUGUUUGAUGAAAUUCAUGAAAGAAAUGUAGUCACUUGGACUACCAUGAUCAAUUCCUAUAUUAGUGCUGGUAAUCUUUUUGAAGCUCUGAGGAUGUUUAACUUAAUGUCUGAGUUUGAAUUAGAGACACCCAAUCCUUUUACCUUUUCGUCGGCUUUAAAGGCAUGUUCCCUUUUAGGAGAUUUGGAAAUGGGUAAAUCAAUCCAUAGAAGUAUUUUUAGAGGUAGUUUGCAGUGUGAUACAAUUUUAAUGAAUACCCUUUUAAUCAUGUAUGUUAAAUGUAGAAGUUUGAGUGAUGCUCGUGAAGUUUUCGAUGCUAUUUUGUGGAAAAAUUCAAGUUCAUGGAACACAAUGAUUGAUGGGUAUGCUAAGGACGGUCAGAUGGGUGAGGCUGUUGAUCUAUUCCUACAAAUGCCUGUACGAGAUAAUGUUUCCUGGAACACUGUCAUUGCAGGCUUCACGAGUCUAGGUGAUAGUUCAAAGGCCCUAGAAUUUGUGCAAAUGAUGCCCAGGCAUGGUGUUCAUCUUGAUCAGUUCACAUUUCCUUGUGCUUUAAAAGCAUGCAGUUGCUUGAAUAUGUUGACAGCUGGGAAGGAGACCCAUUGUUACGUGGUUAAAUCUGAUUUUGGAUUAUGUGGUUGGAAGCAUGUUGUAGAUUUCUAUGCCAGACAUGGAUAUGUUGAAGAUGCCUUGGGUCUUUUUAAGAGACUUCCCAAUAAGGAUAUGGUUGCUUGGACUGCUUUGAUCUCGGUUUGCAGUCAAAACGGAUCAAGCCACUUAGCUUUUUCACUGCUCGGAGAUAUGAUAUAUUUGAAUCUUCAAGUAAACCAUUUUGUUACUUCGAGUGUUCUUAAAGCUUGCUCUACUCUAGCAGGGCUAGGAAGCGGCAAACAGGUACACACUUAUUGUAUUAAAUGUGGAUAUGAAUCAGAGCAGAUAACAGUUACAUCCAUUAUCGACAUGUAUUUAAAAUGUGGUGAGAUUGAGGAUGCUCUAACUCUGUUUAGCGGCAUAAAUGAGAGAGAUACGAUAUGUUGGUCAGGCAUCAUUUCUGGGUGUGGGCAUAAUGGAAGAUCCAAGGAAGCACUGGAGUAUUUUAACGAGAUGAUAAAAUCAGGAGUGAAGCCGAACGAGGUCACAUAUUUAGGUGUUCUCUGCAUGCAGACAUUCUGGUUUGGUUAGUGAAGCAUUGUUGUUCUUUAAAUGUAUUGUAGUAGAACAUGAACUAGAACCUAAGCUAGAGCAUUACGGUUGCAUGGUUGAUCUUCUUGGUCGCGCUGGAUAUUUAAAAGAAGCCGAGAAAUUGCUUAUGAGUUCUCCAUAUCAGACUGAUCAAACUUUGUGGAGCUCCUUGCUCUGGGCCUGUGGAAUUCAUGGGAAUGCUGAAAGUGGUAGUCGCAUUGCAAGACACCUUGUUUCUCUCUCUCCAGGAGAUCCCUCUGUCUAUGUAACACUUGCAAAUAUUUAUGCUAGUUUGGGAAUGUGGAAUGAUGCAACCGAAGUAAGAGCAGUUAUCAAAGAAAUGGGUAGCAAGGAAAUGGGCAAAAGCUGGAUUGAAGUUCAUAGUUGAUAAAUGAUGACUUGCAAGUUGAUUGAAACACACAUCUUACAUGUUGAAUUCAACAGGAUUGAGAGAGAAAGCUCCCCAUCUUUGUAGCCACAGGAACAGUAAAAUUUGAGUCUGAUACGACUUUCUACUGUGGCUGCUAGACCCAUGCUAAUUUAAGCUUUUUACAGGACAAUUCAAUUGGAUGCUGACUGCAAGUUCAGAACCUGGAGCCAUCUUCUCUCAUUACAGUUUGAAAUAAUGAUUCAAGAGCAUCAAUAUUGGAGCACUCGAUUCUGCCAGGGAUAGCAAAAAGGUUUUUUGAUGUAUUGCCAGAAAAGACAUUUUUAGCUCAUCCGUUAGAAAUUUGAACAGUUUAGGGUAUUUUCCUGCCAAUAUGUUUCUCUUGCAGUUUUGUUGUUGUAUGAUUUGUAAUAUUGUAUGUGUAUAUAUUGAUUACUCAAGGUUGAGAAACAGAGAUGCCAUCUGGUAGACUGGUAC
This is a messenger RNA of Papaver somniferum (opium poppy), 2421 nucleotides long. RefSeq names its product pentatricopeptide repeat-containing protein At4g08210-like. Gene Ontology annotation, biological process: RNA modification. Gene Ontology annotation, cellular component: intracellular membrane-bounded organelle. NCBI's taxonomy places the organism in Eukaryota, Viridiplantae, Streptophyta, Magnoliopsida, Ranunculales, Papaveraceae. Bases 198 to 1556 code for a protein of 452 amino acids. The transcript has 3 exons. The record is from RefSeq and is a predicted model, not a curated record. Gene Ontology annotation, molecular function: RNA binding; protein binding.